AGGGAGAGGGGUUAUUAGCAAAGAACACCUGAGGGGACGGAGAGAGGAGCAGUAUGGAGGAGCAAGAAGGAAAGAGGGCGGAGGGCGAGUCUGGGUGGUGAAAGGUUGCCGAGGCGGAGGCAGCGGCACCUGGGAACAAAGGUGAGCGCGAGGUUCCGCAGGUGAGGAGGUUGAAGAAGCCGAAAGCGUAAGGGGAAGUCCAAAGCGAGGGAGGACGUACUUCAGGAGUAGAAAAGAUCCUGGGAGAAAAGGAUGGAGGGAAAAACAGCCUCCUUCCAAACUCUCUCUCCACCCCCAAAAGGUAAAGACAAACGCUUGUCCUUUGACCCAGUUGAAAUGUGCAGCUAGCUGUAAGACCCCGGAUGAGACCAAUACCGGCUCAAACCAUCCUAUUCUGUUUCAUCAAGGUGUAUUGAUCAACUAUAGUUUAAGCCUGUUGUCCCAUGAAAGCCCCCUCCAGGGUUGGAGUCCCGCCUGGCAGUAACACCAUCCCCCACGGGUCUAACAGCAAGUCUGAAAGAGACCUGAAUCCGGCCCCAAGAAGGAAGGUGAUUUGGGGUCGGCAGGUGAGGCCCCGCCCCCUUCGCCAUCACCUGGGGCAAGGUGCCGAGGGCUGAGCUGGGGCGCCCACAGGCGCGCCUCAGCCUCGGGGUGCGGCGGGAGCCCGGCCCCGCCUCUCCCCGCUAGCUCUGCGGGCGGCCCUGCUGCCGGAGCGCCAGGUGAGCGGCUUGGGCCUCGCCCCGCCCUCCUCGCGCCAGGGGCGGGGCCUGUGGGCGGGGCCUCGGGUGGAGCCGCCCCGCCCCGCCCAGUGGCUGGGCCUCGCCGCGCCGCUGCGGCUCCUCCCCCGUCCUUCCGUCCGCGGCGCCUUCCGUCGGUUGUUCCUUCCUUCCUGCUUUGCCCGCACGUGUCGUGAUAUGGGGCAGAGCCUCCAGUCCGCCAGCACCACCUGAGGGUCCCGGAAGCCGCCCCCCCGCGAUGGAAGAGGACCAGGAGCUGGAGAGGAAAGCAAUAGAAGAACUACUUAAAGAGGCAAAACGUGGGAAAACAAGAGCAGAAACAAUGGGACCUAUGGGUUGGAUGAAGUGUCCUCUUGCUGGUACAAAUAAAAGAUUUCUAAUUAACACAAUUAAGAACACACUGCCCUCCCAUAAAGAGCAAGACCAAGAACAAAAAGAGGGCAGUGAGGAACCUGCGAAAAGCCAGACCCAGAAGGAAGAAAACCGGAAGCAGCGCAGGAGCCACCCUUACAAGCACGGCUUCCCGGCUCGCGGCGCGGCCAGCCGUUCUCCACCAAGGAAGCGGAGCAGCCAGGAGAAGUACGAAAAGCGGCCGAGCAAGCGGUGAGGCGGGCUGCAGACCCAGCACGACUGUUAGGAGCAGUGAGCUGUUCCACCUGGGAUUGGGGGGGUGUGCAGAGAAAGGUACUGAGGACAGACCUUGAGCUGGCAGAGCAAACGCCUAAGAGGCAUUUUGACAGUAGGCUCUUGUGGUUGCGACCCGCAGAAACAACCCAGAGGAAACCUUCAAGGAAGUGAGUACAAAAAGACUCGCUCUGAAGACGUCUUGGCAAGUUUAAGCUACUUCAGCAGUGUAGUAUACAUAUGUAUUGUUUUUAGUUUAUUUUGUUUGGAAGUUGGUUUCAAAAUGAAUCUAGAACUUAAAAGUUUUCAGAGUUUGUUAAAACUAGUUCCAUUGUUUUUGAUGUGCUGCAAUUGUGGUCAUUUCUCAAAAUCUCUCAAAAAAUGGAAUACUUGUAAAUCCUAUACUUUACAUUUUUGAGUGACAAAUUUAAAAUUUAGAAAUCAUCUGGUCAGUAGCCAUAUUUAUGAAAAGUUAUAGCCCUCCAAGGGCUAGAAAUUUACCGAGAAACUCCUUGAUAGCUCUGCGUUUGUCUUCCUUUAAGUGAACAAUGUAGGAAAUUCUCAGAAUGAAUUUAGCACUCCGUAUCAAUAACCAGAGGUUAAAGAAUUGGCUCUGUUGUUUCCUUGUGCAUUCUCAAACUCAUUCCUAAGAUAGAACAAUUUUUCUAUAUUUACUGUUUUUGAAUAAGUUUUAAGUGGUACUUUAAAAAGAACCCUCAAAGCUUAAAAUUAAUUAUUUUAAUGCUAUGUCUUAUUUAGCUGAAGACCACUCUUAGUAUAGUUGUUUCAGAAAUCUUAAUUGUAAAUGUAAAAAUGUGUUUACAAGCCUUUUUUUUGUUUUUUCAGUAUCGGUGUGAAUCUGUUUUAACAUACAAUCACAAACCUUUCAAAGCUGUGUUCUUCCUUUCAUGUUCAGGAGAAUGUCACCAAGCACCCUCUUCCCAGGUCCACAAAAGGAAGAAGGAUCUGCCUCUGUCCCCCCUCCCCAGUUUUCUGAAGUGUCUGAGCUUAUGCCUGGCUGCUCCCAGAUAAUCGUUCUGCCGCAGCCUGCUCCCUGCUUCCUGGCAGCCAAGAAAAGCCCUUUCUAAAAGCUAGAAAGGAGGAUAGCCAAAAAGUUAGCUUUGGGGGGUUUAUAGAGAAACCAGAAUAGACCUUGUAUCAUUCCCCAACCCCAAGCUACUCUGCCACACCGUCAGUCUGCUCUGAGCUGAAGGCUCGGGAGUCCCAAACCCAAAGCGUUCUCUCUUGACCCUCCCCUUCCCCCACCCAGGACCCCAGGACCUCAGCCUCUCACUUUGUAACAACAUGCAUUCCUUUCAAACACAGAAGGAAUUUGGUUCACAUGACUUUAUCCAAAUCUAGUUAUGCAUUAGCCUGUUUUAUUUGUGCUAUAUUUGAAAUGUUUUGUAUUCAAAUAUUUAUUAGAAAUAGCAUAAAGUUGUGGAGGUUUUUAAAAAUUCUUGUUAUAAUUAAGUAAAAUAAAGUUGAAUUAAACCAUU
Messenger RNA from Equus quagga, 2860 nucleotides. RefSeq names its product RNA polymerase I and III subunit D (gene POLR1D). NCBI's taxonomy places the organism in Eukaryota, Metazoa, Chordata, Mammalia, Perissodactyla, Equidae. Gene Ontology annotation, biological process: DNA-templated transcription. Gene Ontology annotation, molecular function: DNA binding; protein dimerization activity; DNA-directed RNA polymerase activity. The record is from RefSeq and is a predicted model, not a curated record. Bases 976 to 1344 code for a protein of 122 amino acids. The transcript has 3 exons. Gene Ontology annotation, cellular component: RNA polymerase I complex; RNA polymerase III complex.